This is a messenger RNA of Effrenium voratum, 1464 nucleotides long. The record is from the annotation of a GenBank genome assembly. Lineage: Eukaryota; Dinophyceae; Suessiales; Symbiodiniaceae.
AUGGACCCCGCAAUGGCGCAGCGCGUGGCGCAGCUUUGGCUUGCGCUUUUGGCGCUGGGGCUGUCAGAGGACAUCAUGCCCAACGUGGUCUGCAGCUACAAGAAGAUGCAGAACAAGGCCUUCUCAGGGCUCACGGUCUGGAUGAAGUUCCCCUCGGAGGCUGAGGCCAAGACCUUCUGCGACGAGAACGAGGCCUGCGACGGAUACCACCUGCAUCCCGCCACCAAGCUGUGGUACGUGCACCCCAUCGAGUCGUCGGAGCUGGUGGAGGACGAGGUGACUCAGGGCUUCGUGGCCUACAAGAAGCGGGCGCCUGGCAACGCGAGCCUCCGCGCCUCGGAGGAGCGGCCGGAGGUGGAAUCGCAACCCGACAAGCCUGAGGAGACGUUGAAGCCAAUGUCUCAGGUGGCGAGCGACGCGCAGAUCUACAACGAUCGCACCACUGGGCUGCUGGGCUGCCCCUUGACUGUGCCCAAGUACUCCCAGCGCCUCAAGGGCCAGUCCGAGAGCCCUCCGCCCGAGCGGCGCCGGCGCAGCCCCCGCCCCGCGCCGCAGAAGGACUUUGACAGGGCCUGGGAGAAGUGCCAUAAAGAUCUCUAUGAGGACGCCUUCGCACGGCAACAGCGCCUGAAAGACAUGCAGUCCUAUGUGAAGCAGAUGGAGGACACCUUGCGAGAGCGCAAGCAGAGGCGCCGCUACUACCGCGGCAACGUGGACGGGCGGUCGCACCUGGAGCGCGAGGAGGAGAACCUGCGGAGGCGACAGGAGCACCAGAUGAGGUGCCUGGAAGAGCAGAGGAUGAAAGAGCUGGAUGAGUUGCGAGGCUGCACCUUCCGGCCCAACCUCGUCAAGAAGCUGAACUCAUCUCCCACCACGCCGCGCAGACCCGGCUCACCCUCGCGAAAGAUGAGUUCCUUCCUGGACGACUUGGCCAUGAGCGUCGGCAGCUACAGCUCCGAGUCGGCCAUGGCCAAGCUGCAGGGCCUGGUGGAGGCGCAGCGCAUGGCGCACUCCAAACUCCAGGGCCUGAUGCAGGAGGAAGGCCCCUUGAAGGAUCGGCUUCGAACCUUGCACGGGGAGCUGCACGAGCGCAUCCAGCGGGAAGAGACCAACCGGGUGGUCAACAUGCUCCAGGACGCCGAUGCCGGCUCCAGCUCCCAGAAGAAUCUGGUGCAGCGGGUGAGGCAGAUGGUGGCCUUGGGCCGGGAUCCGGAGACGGCCCAGCAGCAGAUCGUGGAGGAGCUGGUGCUGCAGAGCCAGGACGAGGUGCGGCGCCGGGUGCUGGAGCACUUCGGGCCCUUGCGCAUGGAGGCAGAGGGCGAGCUCUACAGUCGACAGCUGGCUGUGGCUCACGAGUUGGAGGCGGUGGAGGCCAAGGCCAUGGCCUUGCGCGGCGGAACGUUGUGCGAGGAGGUGCGACUUGGCCGUGCGAUCGCAUGCGCAUGCGCCUGCUGGCGCGCCUGA